UAAAGCAUAACCUAAUGCUUUUAUUGUGCCAGGGGACAAUGAUUUAUUUUCAUGGAGAUUAUCUGAAAGUUGUCUCCCCAAUUUGCUGCUUCGAGUCUUUCCAGUAAUAUAAGGCACUUAUCAAAUUAGAAUUCUUAGGGAAUAGAAUGACAUAUACCAAUCUAUAUUUAGCAACAACAACCAAAAAGCAGCUGAAUCAGCUGACUGGAAGCCACUACCCUGAUGUUCAGUCUUGGUUUAGACAGCACAUAUUCAGUACUGAAGUGAAGGAGAACAGACAGUGCAGGAGAGACACUGAAUCUGGAGAUUUGCAAACAGCCAAGCUGUAUUUGAAACAAACACAUCCAGUAAUGGCUCCUUGGAUAAGACUGAGCUUAGCAAAGCCUCUCCCAACUAUCAGUGAAGCUUUUGAAGAUAUUCUAGAAGACAUAACAAGCAGCACAAAUGGUUUUGGAAAUGUUUACAUGGAUCCAGAUUCUUGUUCAGUUGAAGACCACUGUCAAUCAAACUUCCAACUAGCAAGAUCUGCUUUUCUGGGAUCUCUGGAGAGCAAGCAUCAAUUCCAAGACAAAAAGGGAUGUGGAAUGCUGCCCAACAGUCAAAAAAUCUUAAACCUGUCUGAGUCACCACAAAUGGUCUCUAGAUGCACUCUUCCUAAAGUGUUGUCAUUACAACAGAACAGUUUCAUUCAUGAUUAUAUCAAAACCUACUCCGCUUCGGGCAGGAACACAUUAGAAGACCCGUAUGAAGGAGCCCAGAAGACUUCUGGAUGGAAAUGUCCUGUUGGCAGUGAGAACAUGGGAACUGACUGCACACAGUCCAACUUUCACAACACCUAUGCAGUCACACCUCAAGAAAAAAUGAGCAAAAAACAACCUGUGGCUAGCUUACCAAGAUACCCUUCUCCAAGACCAUCGCAGAGAGAAAAUGGUUGCCAGGAACAAAAAUAUAGUUACAAUCAAGACAAGGUGACAGCUUUAGAAAGCAGCCCCAAUCCAAACCAUCUUCCUGUUAACGGUAAAUCAAUCUGGCUGCAUCCCACAGGAGAAGCACCACCGACUGCCAGGGAUUGGCGAUCUUCACAAAGAGGGCAGCAUAGUUUGAAGACAACUGGAUCUCCUGAAAAAGAGUGCCUGAAGUCUUCUACUCAUAAACAAUCUCUGAAGGGAGAGACAGAUAACAGAAAUAGCUGGGUGGAAUAUUUUCAUAUUGAUAAGAAAAUCACAGGUCGUGAUUGGAUUGCAGAAUACCAAAGUGCUUGGAAAGAAGCCAAGGGUAGAGCAUGCCUACUCCCUGCCAUAGAAGAGUCAUAGUUUUCUUUUUAUUUAACGGCAACAAAAUAUAUAUAUAAAAAUCUUUACUUCCCUAUUGUGAAGAGCAUCUCUAGCAUUCCUCCUGUUAAUGGCACAGAAAUGCUUUAUUAUGUGCAAAUGACCAGGAAGAUGUGUGGAUCUUCAGACAAUCAAGAGGAACAAGCGGCAGUGCACCACAGAAGACAUAAUGAGGGUUCUGUAGUACCUUAGGCAUUCAGAUGAUAAGCCAUAAUUGUUAAACAUGUUUCUAAUCUCUUGUAAUUUUGACUGUGGGAACAGUCAUGAGACAUUCCAAGCACAUCCAGCUUGAGCGUGCUGGAACUGAAGUCUAUUUGAAUUUAGUUAAAGAGCACUCCAAAACAUACAACAGGAAAAAAAACGUUUAAUAUAUUAAUAGUAGGAUAGGAUUUAUUCUGUUAGAUUUUUAUCAUAAUCAAAAAGAGAGCCUGGAAGAACCCAGAAGCAAAGAUCUACUACUUCAGAGGAGCACAAUGGCUCAGCAAAAGCUCAAAAUCAGGGCAGCAGCGUCCCUCCCAUCCUGUUGCUUCCUCCCCAGCAUCUAUAUUCAGAGUAACGAAAUCUCAAGACUCCAAAGAUCCGCUGAUCACAGUAUCUUCCCUGAGUUAUCUGCUUCCAUUUUAAUUCUAUUAAUUGGAAAGCCAUCAGUGUACCUUGCUUAUCAACACAUCCCAUAUGCUAUCUAUUGUAAGAGGAUUUUGUUUGCCUUGAUCUCUGGGUUCACCAGAACACUAUCAUGGAACAUUAGGCUCUACGCCCAUUCUUAUUAGCUUUUAUCAUCUUUUUACUGAACUUAAAUCUCUUUCCUCAGCUGCAAUUUCCUAAGAGAAAGUAAGCCCUCAUUUGUUUUCUAGGUAGCAACCAAACCACUUUUUAGCAGAGUCUUCUGCCUAUUAGGUCACAUUGCUUAAUCAAAUAACAAAAUAUUUUUUUUUGUUUGACUUUUAUCAUUGUUCUAUUUUCAUAAUGAUGAAAUUUUCACUGUUUUGGCUUUAUUGUGUGUGGUUUUUUUCAUUUGCUUUCCUUUUGAUUAUUCAGAAAUACACAAGUUGCUUGUGCUUAUCUAAGAAAUAACAGAGGGAUUUUAGCUCCUCUUAUAGGAAGUCUACUUAUAGGUGGUAGCUUCCUGGCUGAAACAAGUAUAUUAACAAUGUUAAAGGUCAUCAAUAGCUACUGAAAAAUACAGUGCCUUUCAAUUAGAACAUUCCAUUUUUGUCAUUUUUUAAUGAGUUUUUUUGUUACAUCAUUGCAUUGUGAUAGAUUUUUUUUUUAUGUCUCUUAUACAUUGUUCCUGAAUCUAGCGUGAAAUAUUUAGUAAAAUACUUCUACUAAAUGAAAAAGAUACUUGAUAUCAAACUGUGGUGUUCGUAAAUUAGCUGCCCAGAGAAGAAAGGAAGGAAGGAAGGAAGGAAGGAAGGAAGGAAGGAAGGAAGGAAGGAAGGAAGGAAGGAAGGAAGGAAGGAAGGGCUGAUUGGUGCAUAAGGCCUGACAACUCAACUCUGCUCUCAGCUGGCUUGCAAAAUUCUCGAAACUUUUGCAAUGGUCUCUUGCAAACUGGUAUAAUCCAGCUCCAGUACAUGGCUGUAGUAAACCAAAUACUUUUGCUCUAAUUCUUUUCUAAUUUGGUAGAGCUAAUUUUAUUUUUUCCUGACAUAAAUUGAAAUCCAACUGUCUAUAACUGACAAAUAUUUUUGGUUUGCUGCAUUAUUGCUGGUCAGAUGGUGGCGUGUCAUUUUUCCCCCAAAGCAAAUUGCACUGUUUUCUUGAAAUUCACAAUAAUAAAAAUCCCAAUAUUUAAUCAUUAGUGUACAUAUAUCAAGAGACUGCUUUACAUAUCAUUAUAUUAAAUAGCAGUUGUGUCUCAAUUCAGUUGUGAUAGUCUCCUACUUGCGACUGUGAUAUACCACUCUUUCUUGUUAUUGUAGGUAAAUGUAAUGUAGGCUGAGAAUUUGCAUGAAAUGUAUACAUACACAAUAAAUUGUGUAUCACUUUAAUUAAUUGCUGAAUAGUUUGUAGUGUAUUAUAGUGGUGAAGGAGAUGGAUUAAGAAUGGUGAAAUCCAGGUCUAAGUCCAUUCUUAGCCAUGGAAAUUUACUGAGGAGUCUCGCCUAAUUCUCCUCACAGAUUUUUCUUGUGGGGAAGAAAUGAAAGGAGUUCCAUUUCAAAGCCACUUUGAGCUCCUGGAGUAAAGGCAACAUACAUACAUAGCAAAUAAACAAUUAAAUAUAUCCACUAACUUUCUGAGGAUUGAAGUGGACAUAAGGGGAACCAUAUGCUUUUCAUGUUAUUCUAUAUAAAUCAGGAGUUUAUUUAUUUAUUUAUUCGUAUUUCUAUACCGCCCUAUCUCCCUAAGGACCCAGGGCGGUGUACAGCCAUAUAAAAAACACACAAAUGUACAGAAUAAAAACAUUCAACUAAAAAACUUAUUAUAAAGGCCAAAUAUUUAAAAUAAGAUAUAAAUAAUAAAACCCAAUUUAAAACCCAAGCUAAAAUUUAAUCAUUUAAAAAUUUAAAACCCUAGUCCAGUCCUGCGCAAAUGAAUAGAUGUGUCUUAAGCUCGCGGCGGAAGGUCCGAAGGUCAGGAAGUUGACGAAGUCCUGCAUGCUGUGUGCUAAAGUUAUUCCUUCAUGAACCCCCACAAAUUUGCAUUUUGAGUUUUAUUCAAGAUCCACUUGUCCUUACUAAGCCCUCUGUGUUGGUAGUCAGGAAAUAUCAGACUCAAACAGACAGUAGCACAAUUCUCUUUCAUGUUCACUCAACAACCCAUCUUCCUCAGCUACAUUAAUUGGGAGAAAAACCGUGAUACCCAUAGUAUCAGCUCACAGCAUAUCCUGUAGAGACAGUAGAGGCAUUGUUCCUGGUAUAUUACUUCAGAAAAACUUUGCAAAAGAAUUUGACCAUUCAGUAUGAAAGGUAUGGUGUGAGCUCUACCAGAUGGGGAAAUUAAUUCUUUCUGGAAAGUUUGAACUACAUGAAGGAGUGAUUAUCAAUGCAUAGAAUUUCUUUCUUCUGCCUCCAGCUAUUCAUCACAUCAGUUCAGGAAAGUUGGGGAACAUUCAACAAUGUGAGUUAGAGGAUUAACUUUUUGUUAACAAUUUCUUUUUUAAAAAGUCUUGUUUGGUUUUUAACUGAGAGCUGUAUGCAACGAAAUUUCAUUUUAAUGUAUGCCAAUUAGUGAACAUUCAAAGUGACAAUAAAAUCAUUCUAGGUCUAAGUUCUAAGUCUUAACUCCUUGGAAUAGAAAUAGAAGGCCAGUCAGAAAUAAAGGGAAAGGAUCAAAUUUUUCUCCUUCACAUUCUGGUUUGCUGUAACUCUAGAUUUAAAUUGCAUGAAAAGCAAGGAAAGUAGACAAAUUUACCAUCUUUUCAUCUUGGAGCUGGGCAAAUAUUUUGUUACAUUUUAAAAGCAUCUUAAUUCAAUUAAUAGCUUAUUUAUUGUACACAUUUGUGGUAAUUCAGAUGAUUGCAUGAGGAUGGGAAUAUUUGUUUUUACCCAACGCUCAUACACUAAAAAAUACAUGAAGGAAUAAAUGUUCAUUCAAGCUUUUGCUUUAAUCAAAAAUUAAAGGGAAACGCAAAGUCUGUUCCAACUCAUUAAAGUUUGAGAACCUAUAGUGAAUACCCAGCACUUAAGCUGCCGUCAUAUAUGUGCUUCAACUGCUGCAAGAGUCCCUAUGAAAGCCUACAUCUUCUCAUUUGCGGUGCUGUGAAUUGUCCAGUGAGGAUUUUAUCACAAACUGAAUGGAAGGGAAAAUGCGGAUCAAUGUUAUGUUUCAAAGCUUCAGCCUAGGGAAGAAAAAAAUGCCAUCGUAAUCAAUAUAAGAUACUUCCAAAUAAACUUGCCUAGAAUGACUGAGAACUAAGCUAUCAGAAAUCCAGAUAGAUUCUUUUAGGAGAAUGAUGUAAUUCUCAUGAUAAAGAUGUUUUGCAAACAACUUUGUUACGAAAAGGCAGCUAGAAUUUAUGGCGGCAGCAGAAGGAUCACCAACUCAAUCUAAUGAAAAGGUUUUUUUUUAAAAAAAGUGUGGUUUUAAAUGUUGGAAUAUUUUUCUGCUGGUGUCAACAUCAGAUGGAUAGAUGACCACCUUAAUGUCUUUUUUCCCCUGGACCUGUGAUGCACACUUAUUGUGAAAUAUAUUCUAUGGGGGCCAUUGGGCAGCAUUCAUAAAGAGUAGACUAUAAAUUUGACAUGAGAAGGAUAUUGGAGUAUUGCUAAUCCUAAUUGACCUUUAGCACCUUAGAAUGGCUUUGCAACAAAGCAGAACAUUCUGGUAUUCAAACGAACUAAGAUGCUAUUGACAGAGAAACUCUUCAGAAUGAUUUAUUGUUAAGUUCCUGUUAUUUCAAAAGGAUUUUUCUGCCCUGUAAAAGCCACUGAACAUCACAGCAUCUCAUAACAUCACAGCCUCUGAACCAUUAUAGCAUCUCAUGGAACUCAUCCUGACGUAUGAUGAAAAUCAAAGAACCGUUUUAGGCACACUUACCUACCACCUUCCACAGUUAAAUUAGUAUCAAAUAUCAAAAGUGGCUUGUUAUGUAAUAUGAAGGUUGGAUAUUUAAAAAAAAAAAAAAGAAAUACCCCAUUCUCCUUUGGAUACAUGGAAGAAGUUAGAGGAUCUCUGAUGUUUGACUUUAUUCUUUUUCCUGGAGGUUUUUUUCCAGUCUGAGAAUUCCCCAUAAGCUUUUUGCUGUGUAAUUGUACCUUGUAAUGCUGAAAAGAAUGGUUUAUAGAAUUGCUUGUAAAACAAGAAGCUCUUGUUUUAUCACACCUUCAAACAUUUUGGAACAGUUAUUGGCUAAUGAGUUUGUUAUGUAAGUCUAAGAACGAUACA
Ahaetulla prasina is the source of this 6161-nucleotide messenger RNA. RefSeq lists its product as uncharacterized. The transcript has 2 exons. The record is from RefSeq and is a predicted model, not a curated record. Lineage: Eukaryota; Metazoa; Chordata; Lepidosauria; Squamata; Colubridae. Bases 147 to 1313 code for a protein of 388 amino acids.